Molecule: messenger RNA, 2274 nt
Organism: Orbilia oligospora ATCC 24927
Lineage: Eukaryota; Fungi; Ascomycota; Orbiliomycetes; Orbiliales; Orbiliaceae
Exons: 11
Coding region: 1-2274 (757 amino acids)
Cellular component (GO): cytoplasm
Source: RefSeq, a predicted model, not a curated record
AUGUUAAGCAAGCUCAAACUUACAAACCUUCGGCGGCGGUCCCGCCAGAGUUUAAACAUCGCUUCAGAAAUACCUUUGGCACAACCCGUUGCUUGUGCGUCAGAAUCUCAUCAAGAGGGAUCCGAUAGUCUUGCAACCGGACUAACUAUAACACCGAAUGGUUCUUCGCCGUCCAUUAUAUCGGCUAGCACCACUUGGAAUGAUUCCGCGCGGGCGUCGAUAUCGUCACAGCAGUUUGUCCCCCCAGUCCCCCCAGUCCCCCCAAAACCGAACUUGGAGGAACCACCUGGCGAAGAUAUAGGGUCUCCGGUGUUGAGACGUCAAUCUACAUACAUCAAUCCACACAUCCCGAUGACACAACCGGUCCAACCCAUAUCACCGAACGCACCCCGGAUAAUUUCUAUCAGUGAUGGCUCGUGGGCCUUCGCCUCCAUUCUGUUGGUAUUUGGUCAAUGCGGCUCACCCGAUCGGCCACAGGACGGAAUAAUUGUCGUUCAUCAUCAUCACGGGAAUUUCCCACCUACGUCUUGGCCUGUAUCCGAUGGGUUCUUUCGUGCCCUAGUAUACCUCGAGCCUGGUCCCAACAAAUUGCAGUUCGAGUAUACGUCUGGAAGGGAGACGCUUCAAUCCAUAUCGCAUAUAACUAUCCACAUGAUGCCGCUGGCUGCUCCGCCGCUUCACUUGGUAAUACUCCUUGGAAGUGAUUCACCGGCUACGUUUGAUUCCCCCCCGGACAAAAUUAAAACCCAAGGCAACGGGUUGGAUACUGCUAUCAAAAAAUUUCGUAUGGCAGCAUAUCUGUGGCAGGCAUAUACCGCAGAAGAGAUGGCAAGAAACAAAUUCGGGCGGCGAACGUUCAGAUUUGAGGAGACAUGGGCUGCAGAAUCAAUUUCUCAUCGUGAUAGGAUGUCUAGGAUGGUGCCCAAGGUCCACGUCCUCCGGUCAGAAAGGACUGUUGCCGAAAUUAGAGAUCUUGAUAUCGCGCAGCAAAAUUCGAAGGGGAAAAGGACAGGAGAGUUGUGGAAUGUUGCUUACAAAACUGUAGAAAAGCACUUCUCGCCUAAAUCAGUCUAUGAUAGGAAACAUGUUGCUGUUCUAAUACUCGAUUCGAAAUGGGACCCUGCAUCACAGGUCAUUACUGGCCAUGCUGCACUUGGCGGCGGGUCUGGCUUCAUCCAAAUGGGGAUAUUUGGCAGCCAUUCACUACACAGCUGGCCAAAAUUCAUCGAGGAUGUUGUCCCAUCAUUAACUGACUGCACGAGGACGGAUACUAGAAUCAUUGCAAAUGACGCAGGUCAAUCUGGCUCGUAUUGGGAAGCAUGUUGCAUUGGUAUUGGUGCCUUUCUUCACGAAGUUGGGCAUGCUUUCGGAUGUCCUCACCAACCAUCUGGUAUUAUGGUCCGAGACUACGUCAGGUUUAAUAGAUCAUUUGUUACGAGGGAAUCAUAUUCUACAAGAACCAAGUCUCCUGGACUACGGCUUUGUUUGCCUAAAGAUGAAUGUCAUUGGCACCGACUAGAUAUAUUGAGAUUCAGAUUUCAUCCAUGUUUCAGAUCGACCUCUGACCCCCCUUCCCUAUUCGAAGGCGACAACCCUCAAGUAUAUGGAGUAGGGGUUGGCGCUGUCGUAGUUUCUUCGACUGGGGUCGCCUGGAUUGAAAUAUAUGUCAACGAUAUAUUGCAAAACUACUACGAAGUGUUCCCGAAAGUCGAACGUAAUUUCAACGUCACAGUAUCUGAUAUUCUGUCUAAAAUUCCCCCAACUGAAAAAUCUAGGAAGAUCAAGCUCAGCAUAUUCACCAUCGGUCACGGAAAAUUGGACAUCGAUGACUUCCUGGAAACCGCACAAAGUUUCAUUAAGCUCCGCGGGGGGGAGAGGGCUUUCCAGAGCAUGAGGUUAGGUCUGGGUGGAGGGUCUCCUAGUGAAGCGAUUCUACCAAUCGGAACGAACAGAGUUUUAAACGGAAUUCGUGUUUAUUCUGGAUCAGCUCUGAACGGUAUUGAGUUUAUUUUCGACGAUAGCUCCUCAUCGAUAUUCGGAAACCGAGGGGGGUCGUGCUCUGAAUACCUUUUAGAUACGAGGAAGGGGGAGUCUCUCCUAGGGUUCUCUGUCAGAAGCGGGUUUUGGGUGGACGGUUGUGAUAUUCUUACUACCCUUGGCCGCCGUUCACCCUUUUUUGGUAACUAUAAUGGUGGCUCGCCGGGCUAUAGAAUUGCAGGAGUAUCUGGUACCGUUGGGCAGUGGGUGGAUUCGUUUGCUAUUAUAUAUAAAUGA